This is a messenger RNA of Saxophila tyrrhenica, 768 nucleotides long. RefSeq lists its product as uncharacterized. Bases 1 to 768 code for a protein of 255 amino acids. Lineage: Eukaryota; Fungi; Ascomycota; Dothideomycetes; Mycosphaerellales; Extremaceae. The transcript has 3 exons. The record is from RefSeq and is a predicted model, not a curated record.
AUGGCGCAUCAAAUAUCGACUGUACCGGAGCAUCCGCAUUACCCUCUCCCUAGAAGCCAGGCACUCCUCGGCGGAGCGAGUGUAGCAUCUUCGAGCACAGCGCCUUCGUUAUCUCCACAGAGGACAGGUCUCAACCUUCCAAGAAUCCCAGAGUUGGACGCAGGCCCCAUUGGCCGUGAGAGACGCCAACGCCAUGUGGUAGGAAGACCCAGCAACAGUGCCGACACGCCAAGGUUUCUCAUCACUAAGGAAAUGAAAGAAGCCGCCUCGAUCCUGAUGAAAAUGAGGGCAAACGAAGCGGUCGCCAUCCCCGACGCAGAUGUCAGCGUGCUGCCAAACGGAGGAAGCCAUCAUACCUCGUCAUCCACAGAGGCAACCAGGGAGUCGAGAGCUCAGUCUAUGGCUGCAACGAUCUCUUCGCAAGGCACAAUCCCUCCGGAACCUACGUCUCCACCUCAGCAAGCACCCGAAACAGGCAAGAAGAGGAAGGCGACCAGCCCGAAGAAGAGCUCCAGCAAGCCAAAACGUGCCCGAAAGGAUGACACUCCAGAACGCAACAAUCCAGCCACUCCAACGUUCGGACCUGUCGAGUGGGAGCGCAGUCGUCUGCCAAUUGAGGGGACGGGCCUUAAAGGUUUGACACCGAGCGCCCCGCCACUCGCGACCCCGACAAGGCUUUCGAACAGCGAGAAGCCGCCCGUACCACUGUCUGAGAAGAGAAUGCGGUUGUGGGAUGAGUUGCGCACUCAGGAGGAGGAGUCUGAUUGA